AUGGCUGCAGGAAAAGGUCUGGGCCUUACGCAGGAAGGAAUUUCCACUCAGGUCACAAUGGCCUUCCUCUACUGCAUGUUUGCAGUGCUCUCUCCCCUGCAGCUGGCUGAGAGUGAGUUCUCCUCCGUCUUCCGUCUGCUCACGCUCUUCGCAUACGGGACCUACUCGGAUUACUUGUCCGAAGCUGGAAACCUCCCGCCACUGACUGAGGCUCAAAAGAACAAGCUGAGGCACCUGUCAGUGGUCACUCUGGCUGCCAAGAUCAAGUGUAUCCCCUAUGCAGUGCUGCUGGAACAGUUGCAGCUGAAGAAUGUGCGGCAGCUGGAGGAUCUAGUUAUUGAGGCUGUGUAUGCGGAUGUGCUGCGCGGAAGCCUGGACCAGCGCAAUCAACGCCUUGAGAUCGACUACUGCAUUGGGCGGGAUAUCCGCAGGGAGGAGCUCAGCACCAUCACACGCACGUUGCAGGAGUGGUGCCUGGGCUGCGAAGUUGUCCUGUCAGGGAUUGAGGAGCAGGUUAGCCGAGCCAACCAACAUAAGGAGCAACAGCUAGGCCUAAAGCAACAGAUAGAGAGUGAGGUGGCAAAUCUGAAGAAGACAAUUAAAGUGACGACAGCAGCAGCUGCAGCAGCCACAUCCCAGGAUCCAGAGCAGCAUCUAACAGAGCUCAGGGAGCCAGCUCCUGGCACCAACCAGCGUCAGGCCAGCAAGAAAGCUUCUAAGGCCAAAGGGCUCCGGGGCAGCGCAAAGAUCUGGUCUAAAUCAAACUAGCUGGAUCUCUAAACUCCUGGGAGGGUGAGAGGGAGACAGCGGGGUUAAAAAGCAGGUGUCCUGAGUGUGAUACUUCUUUGCUCAUCUCCAGCAUCUGUCUGUCCAGCAAGUUCUCCUGCACAUUCAUUCUUUUACCAUCUGCUCUAUGCUUCUGUCUGUCCUCGACCUUCUAGCAAUCUUUCUCUGUCCUCCCCAUCUCUUAGCACCUCAGCUCCUCUGUUCCACAUGUCUCUCUCCCUAUCCCUUGACAGGUAAAUGUAAAGAGCCAUAGGACUAACUCCAUUGCAAUCACCUUAGCACCAGAAUAUCAUGGAAGCCUGCAAGUAACUUGCUCUGGUGCUUAGCAGCUAUUUUGGCUCUGUGGGAUCCUUGGACAAUUUUGCUCCAGAGCGUAGCUGCCGUCUUGAUUUUUUUCUUUGUUUUGCUGGGUGAGUGUGUGUGGGAUUGUUUAAAAAUAUAAAUCUCUCUCUAUAUAUAUAUAUCUAUAUAUUAAAAAUAGAUCUGUGAAUAUACCUCUAUAAACUUUCCCUCCUGACGUGUUCUCUUACUACUGCGGGGGAAGUUUGCAGAUGCCUGAAGUCGCAAAGCAGCCAAUGGUAGCUUGAGAGGGCCACCUCCUGUUGGCUGAGGUGGGGCAAGGGACCCAACUUGAAUUUGUCUUUCAUCCUGUGCAAUAAAUGGAGAGAGACUUUCUA
Molecule: messenger RNA, 1463 nt
Organism: Pelodiscus sinensis (Chinese soft-shelled turtle)
Lineage: Eukaryota; Metazoa; Chordata; Testudines; Trionychidae
Source: RefSeq, a predicted model, not a curated record